Nicotiana tabacum (common tobacco) is the source of this 1701-nucleotide messenger RNA. The record is from RefSeq and is a predicted model, not a curated record. NCBI's taxonomy places the organism in Eukaryota, Viridiplantae, Streptophyta, Magnoliopsida, Solanales, Solanaceae.
CACCUCACCCCCCCAAAAAAAAAAAAAUGGAAAAGGCCCUAAGAGUUCGACUUAAACUUCUCUAAUAGUUGGUAAACUCUGUUUUGAACGAAUUACCAGAGAAUUGUGCUACGACAAAUUGUAAUAAUCAGAGUUGGUAAAAUUCAGCGAAUUAGCAAAAGAAACUGCUCGUCACCUUCAUUGACAACAGCUGCUCAGCUUUGAGGUUCUUCUCAUCACGAUUAUGGCACCUAAUAAGCAAUGGAUGGAACUUAUUCAUGAUCGACUUGAUAACGCUUACAUACUUGGGGUGGAGACCUUUAUGGAUUUUGCUUUUAAAAGAUUAGGGGGAACACGCGAAAUACGUUGUCCAUGCGUCAAAUGUUGUAAUGAAAUUUCAGAAACACGUGAGAUGGUUAGGUCACAUUUAAUAGUAUACGGAAUGAUCCAAAAUUAUACCCUUUGGUAUCACCAUGGGGAGAGAUUAGGUGAGUCUUCUUCAGAUUAUGAAUUUGUAGAUGAUAAGAUCAAUGAAGAGGGUGAUGGUGAGGAUGAAAUACAUGAAAUUUUAAGAGAUUUAUAUCCCACUUUUGAAGGAGACAAUAUGAACAAUGACGGUGAUGUGCAGUUUGAGGAGGAACAAAAUAUUGAAGCAAAAAGAUUCUAUAGGAUCUUAAAAGAUUUUGAGCAACCAUUGUACCAAGAUUCAAAAGUUUCUAAACUUUCUACUUUGGUUAAGUUGCUUCAUAUCAAAAGUAUUGGUAAUUGGAGUAACACGUCAUUUACAAUGUUGUUGAAACUCUUGAAGGAAGAUUUAUUGCCGGAUGGAUCAAACUUGCCAGAUUCAUAUUAUGAAGCAAAGAAGGUAAUUCGACACCUAGGGCUUUCUUACAAGAAGAUUGAUGCAUGUAAAAAUGAUUGCAUGUUAUACUGGAAUGAUGAUAAGUCUCUUUAGUCUUGCAAAGUUUGUGGUGCAUCUAGAUGGAAGAAGGAUAAACAUAACGGGGAAACCAAAUUUAAAAGUGGAAAAAAGAUACCAUACAAGAUUUUACGUUAUUUUCCUCUAAAUCCAAGACUUCAAAGAUUAUUUAUGUCCUCGAAAAUAUCUACUCUGAUGAGAUGGCACCAUGACAAACGAGUUGAUGAUGGAAUAAUGAGGCACCCAGCUGAUUCAAUAGCGUGGAAAACAUUUGAUGAACUUCAUCAAUCUUUUGCAUCUGAGCCUCGUAAUGUCCGACUUGGACUUUCUAGCGAUGGUUUUCAACCAUUUGAAAAUUCCAAAACUCCAUGUAGCACUUGGCUUGUGGUACUUAUUCCUUAUAAUUUACCACCUUGGCUAUGCAUGAAGAAAGAAAAUUUUAUUUUGUCGAUGAUUAUUCCUGGUCCUGAGAGUCUUGGAGAUGCUAUUGGUUUCUAUCUCAAGCCUUUGAUAGAGGAAUUAAAGGAAUUGUGGGAAUCUAGAGUGGAGACCUUUGAUGCGUCAACUAAACAAAAUUUCGUGUUACAUGCAUCUUUAUUAUGGACCAUUAAUGACUUUGAUCAGUCUUUUCACAAUUGUAGCAUCCAUCAUUAGCCUGCUUCUCUGGAGCUCUUGCCUUGUUGUAGCUUCCACUUCUUAAAGAACUCUUUCCUCUCCUUAGGUACUUCUUGAAGUCUUUGGUAAUCAUUGCCAUUUCAUCAUUUUCCAAGUCAGAAAAUUUAGUAGUUCUGAGUGUCAGACUC